Messenger RNA from Racocetra fulgida, 485 nucleotides. The record is from the annotation of a GenBank genome assembly. Lineage: Eukaryota; Fungi; Glomeromycota; Glomeromycetes; Diversisporales; Gigasporaceae.
GCAUUACAACAAAUUAUUAAUAAAACAUCCCAACCAACUUGUCCAUUAUGUCGAAAAAUAAUUGAUUUAAAUUCUGUAAUUAAUUUGCCACAGUCAGCAAUUUAUCAAGGAAUCCGUAAUCAUUUACCUGAAUAUAAUAAUGACGUUGUUCAAGUUCACAACAAAAAUAUUCCUGGUGAAAGUAGUGAUGAAGAAGAAAUUAAUAUCUCAAAACUUAAAUUUCAACAAAAAUUUAAGAUAUUGGAUUCAACAGCAAGAAAAUUUUUUAAGACACCCAAAUUCUUUCACCCAUCUUUAAGAAAAGCAAAUGCCGCAUAUAAAUCAGGAGAACUUGAAACGGCUAUUAAUGCACUUACAGAAAUUCUUGAAGAAUAUCCCACAAGUUAUUCAUUACAAUGUUAUCGGGCCAAAGUAUAUAUUGAAUGUAAUAAAUUUCGUGAAGCAAUUAAUGAUUUGGAUUCAGCUAUAAAACAGAAAUCAAAUAA